Nicrophorus vespilloides is the source of this 1228-nucleotide messenger RNA. RefSeq lists its product as uncharacterized. The record is from RefSeq and is a predicted model, not a curated record. NCBI's taxonomy places the organism in Eukaryota, Metazoa, Arthropoda, Insecta, Coleoptera, Silphidae.
UUAUUUCUCAUUUACAACUUGUCCCACACUCCUCUCUCUACGUAUACAAUAAAAUAGAAUAUAUGCGUUUCUUUAUAUUACAUGACGAUCGGAGCAAAAAUAAUGUUUUUCACUUCAGUUCAUAUUCGAAACUUUCAAACAAAUUGAUUGUCUCUGUCUGUCUGUUUGUUUGUCUGCUGUCAAUGGUUUUGCUAUGCCGGCGACACCAGUUUUCAUUUUAUACAUUUUACUAUUGAUGCUUCUUCUAUCGAACGUUUCGAAUGGUAAGUUUGAUGAACGGAUGCGCACAGAUCAGGGAUUCUUGUCCAACGUUAAACGAUGGUUCUCCUCCACCUCCUCAUCGUCAUCUGCAUCAUCAUCGAAUUCGUCGUUGCCUGCAUCUCCUGCUACCGAGAAAGAGAACGAGGGCGAAGGCGAGGGCGGUGAUGCUUUAAACAUUUACAUCCUGAAGCACAAACGUGAAGACGUCACCGGGACGAUAGAGAGAAGGAGAAGAAUGAAGAGGAGCAGGAACUUAUCGUGCUGUCCGGAUGGCGUGCCGAACUGCAGCGACGAUCAGAUGAUGGUCUAUCUGGCAGAGAUACAGGCAAUCAAUCCGGAGAGCAUCAUCAACCUGUCCACCUUCGACAAUCUCCAUCUGCUGUGCAAGCAGGUAUCGGAGAGUCUGGACAAGAUGGACCAGUUCCUGCAGACGUGUCGCAUUCCACCGGAGAAGGACCUCUACAUACAGCUGAUCAAGGGAGUCGACAGACUGUACGACGCCAUCUGCGAACAGGACAGCAGGUUGCGUGCCGACUUCAAGGAACACUUUGCCUGUCUGAAGCAGCUGCACGAGGACUUUGAAACGUGCUUCGGACCGCCCGACUGGACUGAAGACUCAAGUCAGGGCAAUAUGCAGGUAAUACAUAUACAUAUAACUUUAAGUUAUUGUCUGUUCGUGUACAAUACAACAACAACAACAAAAAGGGCGUACAAGGACAUUGCCGACUGCUACUACAUCAAGGCGGCCAAGGUGUGCGGAAAGGAGGCGGCGAAGGUGAUGAAACGAGUCGUCCGGACCGUCGUCGAUUCCAUCAUCACGGUCCAGUGCAACUUCAUCAUGGAUCCGAUCGUCGAGGACGCUUUCUCGUCGACAACCGUCUCUCAUCCACAUCUACCGACAAUAAUUAUGAUUACGAUCGCCCUGUACCCUGUCGCUGCUCCUCUAUUACGAUAUUUAAAUAAAUAA